Suillus discolor is the source of this 3585-nucleotide messenger RNA. RefSeq lists its product as uncharacterized. The transcript is spliced from 6 exons. The record is from RefSeq and is a predicted model, not a curated record. The coding region runs from base 1 to 3585 and encodes 1194 amino acids. Lineage: Eukaryota; Fungi; Basidiomycota; Agaricomycetes; Boletales; Suillaceae.
AUGCCCACAGCAAAGCGCAGGCAGCCUAAGGGCAUGCAACAUAGUGAUAAGGUCCCAAAGCACCCUCGCCUGGAUGGGCCUUCUGGCCAGUCCUCUCCCACAUCAAUUGGUGGGCCUACCUGUUGUGAGCACUCCCAUACCCCAGACCACUUAGGACUACUCUUCUCCCUUCCUACCUCCGUCUGUCCCGUGCUUGAACUGUUAGGAAUGUCAUUUGGGCCAUAUGGUUUCAUCUGUAAGAUCAGUUCUGCUCUAGUACCAGCCCGCCUUCUAGGUGGCCAUGUGGGGCAUAAUCACCAUAAACGUAGGCUCCCAAACAGAACAACAGUGUAUAGAGAGGGCUUAGUCAAGCAUCUACUUAAGAGCCAUGGACUCGUAGCAACAACACCCUGUCCUAGCCCUACUGGUGACCUAUCUGGCCCCAUCCAAGGCCUUCAGCCACUGUGGUCAUCAAUGUGUCCGCACCCUGGCUGCUCCUUCUGGUCCUUGAUGCAGAUAUCGAGAGGUUCUGUCAAGAGUCAGCAAAUCAAUACUAGGAGUCAUGUCACUGCAGUCCAUCCCGAGCAUGCGGCCACUUAUCUAGCUGACAGUUUUGAAACUCGAUGGAUUUAUCGUCCAUUCAACAAAAUUGUGGAUUCAAACGACCCACUGGUUUCACUUGUCUGGCCUUUGGCUGAAGGGUGUACUCCUGUACUUUCUGUAGAAGAUAUACUGCCCUCCCCCUUGCAAAUCUCCUCUCAUUUUUUACCAACAACUCCUCUCUACCCCCAAUAUUCAAUUGACCUCCGGUGGCCCAACUUCAUCACCAGCUUGGGCGCACAAGCGGACUCUCUUCGUGGGCUGAUAAAGCUUAUGACUAAGAAGGAAGCACAAUCCUUGAGGGGAGCAAAAGGGCAGCUUGAGCUCGGCCUCAUCACCGUUCGAAAGCUUUACAGGUCAUAUCUAGUUGACAUCCAGACCUAUCUGUCUUCCAAAGGGGAUGUGCAGUUUCGUCAAGCAGUGACAUUACACACGAAGGCGCAUUUCAGAGCACUGAGCCGACUUUCUUACUACACCUACUCCAGACCUCUAUCUCGCUGCAUCUGUAUGCUCAUCAGAUGGAUCCACGCAGAGCACACCGGGACUUUGGCGGUAUUCGGUACUCUUCACAUUAGACGGAGUCUGGCCCAGGAGUACGCUGCUAACAUGCUCUACCAUUACCUCAUUACAACCAAGAUUCCCCGUCCUGCUGCACUUCUCCAACUUCUGCAUCAACUGCUGGUGACCCUCGUCAAACAGAAAUUUACGGACUUAGAAAUGAUGGCAUGCCCUACAGAUUACGCCCUAUGCAUGGCCUCACUGGCUGACAAUGGCGGCUUUCUCCUUGCUUCCACUGCCACCAAGACCUGUGCAGUGCUGCAGCACAACUUCUAUACCGUCAUCGUCCACUCGGCUCGGCUUGAGGACCACGGCCACCAAAGUUUCAUUCCUUUUCGUUUGGAUAAUUUCACCCUGGAUCCUGUACCGGAUACAGGUGAGGCGUCUCAGCCUAUGGAGGAGUCAGCCGCUGCUCCGGUCCCCCCGGAUGAGAGGGAAGGUGCCGAUGAUAGUGCGGUGAUUGUGCAAUUUGAGGAAGUGGAGGAAGAGUUUGUAGAUGAUCAUAACGAUGAUAUGGGCUCAGAAGAGGGAGAGUCUAUGCUACCGCAUGAAGCCGAAGGCGAAUGGGAUUUUGAAAAAGAGGAAACUUUCCAUUCUUACUAUCUGAACGGCGACACUGCAGAGAACCUAGACACAUACUAUGACUCUCAGUCUUCCCUUCCAGCUCAACGAUGUCCAGCAAAAUUUGUAUCCAGGAAUGAUCAAGCUCCUGGAUCCUCGUCUGUCUUAAACAUUUUGGCAGAAAACCUACCCUACCUUCAGCCUUUGAUCGCCAGUCACCCCUCGUUUGCCACACCGUACAAUCAAAUGAAAACUGUCUGGUUUGCCGCAAGGUUGACAGCGUUAAAAGAGCAGAGAAACUACGGGUUUAUCUUUGCUGAAGACGGCACUGCCAUUACCAUGAGAAACGGUCGUGAUAUCUCCCAUGGUAUCCUUUUUUCAGAUCUUGGGAGAUUAGCUGAGACUGCAAUAGCAGAUGUAUCAGAACAGAUAAUGGAAUGUCUUCCAGACGGCUGCCAGGGCCUUCUUCAGCAGUUUCAUGGUAUUUUCAGCCAGUUAGUGGACGACCUCAGUAGUCCCCACGCCAUUUUCCUUCAGCCUUCCAAUCGCGUUCUUCUACAGCCACUGUUGGACAUGAUGUUACAACGUCUGAUGGAUCCAGAAGAGCCUAAACAUCAUAUCAUGUGUUCUUCUUCGUUGAUCAAUGAAGAAUGCGCAAGACAGUGGCUGGAUCUCGAUGAACGAAUUCUUAGUCCAAUUAUCGUCGCCUUUCUCCUGACAUGCGGUAUUCCUCCUCGUCACUGGCAAUUUCGAUCCCUACUAUUCCAGUCAGAUAGCAGCACUGGCAGUGCUCGUAAUCUCUAUCUACUAGGCUCGGAGCUUGUUAUAGGGAAUCCGGAAGCAAAGCAAAUCAAUCAAGUUACACGAGAGUGCCUGUGGGCAUUCCCUCCUAGCCUUGCCCCACUCAUCUCGUUCUACCUGGCUAUAGUACGACCUUCUGUGAUUCAGAUCUCGGGCCUAAUUCAUCACGUCAAUCAAGCUCACCGAACACAUAUCUUUUCUCAGACAUUCAGUUCAACCCGCCUCGAAUUCCCUCACGUUUGGAAUGGUAGCGAUGUCAAUGCUGCACUGUGGGCACAUACGUCUUCCCUCGAUGUUCGGUUGACAUGCAAUCUUUUACGAAAUGCAGUCACAGCGAUGUACCAUCAGUUCUUCCCCACACUCUCGCAAUCUGAAUCCAUAGGCGCUCAACCGGUUCAAAAGGCAGGUAGCAAUCGCCAUCGACCUUCAGAACAUGUUCCCCCUGCUCUAGGGAUGUCAUUCGAACAGGCUCGGAAAUACAUAUCCUCCAGCCAUGCAUUACAAGUAUUGUAUGGGCUACGGUGUCCUAAUAAUCACCUAGCGGACGGGAAUUCGGCCAUUUUGGGUAACCUGAAGCAUGCAAGCCUUGCUUUAAAGGAAGCGAGGUUUUGCAUCCGAGAAGAAUAUGACCUAUACAAUGCCCACUUGCCUGCUAUGUCAGGGAAGGCGGCUGGCGUCUUGGAUACUGCGCCAUACAUACGUGUCAAAGAGGGCAUGAUCGGUGAUGAGGUGCUUCGGCGGGUAUUACAUGUAGUUUUAUUCGGUGAUUCGAAACCAUCUGUUUUUGAUCGUCCUCCUCCAGGAGGGUACCUGAUUACUGAUGUAUCACGCGCAGUGGUUCAGAUCAUACAAGCUAUUGAAGAGCAAGAACACGGGCUCGAGUAUGAUUUGACUCGACAGACAGACAUUGAUGCGAUCAUCCACUUCGAUGAAGUAGAGAAGAAAGCACAAACAUUUCUGGCAACAAUAAAAAAUGACUUUCCUAAGUCAUGGACUGAGCUAUGCUUCGAAGUCCAUGGGCUCCAUCAGAAGGCACCAAGCACAGGUGGAGAAAGGUGUUGGGCGUUGAGGGGUAUUCCUGGAUAA